Messenger RNA from Camponotus floridanus (Florida carpenter ant), 2759 nucleotides. RefSeq lists its product as uncharacterized. Gene Ontology annotation, molecular function: protein-cysteine S-palmitoyltransferase activity. Bases 61 to 1953 code for a protein of 630 amino acids. Lineage: Eukaryota; Metazoa; Arthropoda; Insecta; Hymenoptera; Formicidae. Gene Ontology annotation, biological process: peptidyl-L-cysteine S-palmitoylation; protein targeting to membrane. Gene Ontology annotation, cellular component: Golgi apparatus; endoplasmic reticulum. The record is from RefSeq and is a predicted model, not a curated record. The transcript has a single exon.
UAUAUAUGAUGUGUUUAUAUAUCCGAAAUAAUAAAUAAUCCGAAAAAAAAGAGAACAGGAAUGCUAAAUAAGAUCUGUGCAAAGCGCACUAUUCGCUGUUAUUCCUCACAGAGUGCGAUACAUAUACCACCAGAACAACGGAAAUUUCGCCGUGUUCAUGGUCUACAAUUACCGCUGCAUCCUCAACAAGUAAUCGGCUGGGUAUUGCUAAUUGUCGUGUUCGUCGGUACUUUUACUGUGUUGUUAACGACACCGCUGCUAUUACCUAAUCUGCGCCGUAUUCUCUUAUUGCUGUUUGCUGUAUUGUUCCUACUCCACGUGCUAACCCAUCUGACGGUGCUACUACUGGAUCCGGCCGAUCCUGAAGUGCGUGCUCGACCGAUCAACGAAGUUGUCCCGGAAUUUGAUCGUACGAAGCAUCAGCACGUUAUCGAAAACGGCCGAUGUCACUUAUGCAAUAUCACAACGCGCGAUUUGUGCACUAAGCACUGUUCCAUCUGUAACAAGUGCGUGCCACGCUUCGAUCACCAUUGCAAGUGGUUAAACAAUUGUAUCGGCGGUCGCAAUUAUCCGGCAUUUUUGGCGUGCUUGACAUCAACCCUAAUUAUUACACUCGCAGUCACCGCGCUUGCUCUGGGCGAGCUGGUGCUCAUUAAUGCGCAUUCAGUUGUGGACGAUGAAUAUUGGGGUGAAGGUAACAACAACGAUACGAAUAUGAAUAAUGCCACGGCGCCAUCAUUGCCGGUGCCUGGUACCGGCUCACUUGUCCUUGUUACUCUUAUCGGUGUCCUCUCGGCAAUUGCUGCCGUUUUGCUCAUACAUCUCUGCUUUUUCCAUGGUUAUAUUGCUUGUCUCGGUCUCACCACAUACGAAUACGUACGUAGAAAGCGAGAGAAAAGCUCUACCAGCGCCGCCACUAACUCUAGAAUGACUUCUAACAAUUUGUGCGAUGCAUCUUACUGUGAUACCAGUGACAAGGAGGAUAUGAAUCAAGUGGCUGGCGCACGAAGCCUCUAUUCUCGUUUCUGCAAGAACGGUUCUUUAUUCAAGAAUAGUGUAGAUACAACGAUGAUGACGACAACGACGGAUAUAUACGUUUCCUCAACGCAUGAAGAAAUGUGUAGCAGUGACAAAGCAGCGAACGAUGAGGGUGUUUGUUCGAAAUCAUUGCCCUCGACGAAGGACAAUCGAAAUUUCCAUCUCUGCUUCUCAUAUGACUCACGCACCAUUGAGACUUCUAUUAAAGUCUCCUCCUCGCGUUCGAUCAACAGGAUAGAGUUGGAAAAGGAAGAAUCACCAGACAUAAAAUCAUCAUCCACGCCUUCCCCGGUGUCUUGUUGUUUCUCUAUUAUGAAUUAUUCUGAAGGUAGACAUGACGCAAAGGAUCGAAAACGUCAUACCGGUCACCGUCUCGAAUCCACAAAACGUUCAUGUGGAACAAUGAGAAGGAUACAGAUGUUUUUGCAGGCUCGUCUAAAAAAAAGCUCCAAAUCAAAGGCAACUACUUUAUCAUCGGCUUUUGCCCGUUCUUGCAAUAACAAGAUAAUUCCGGAUGAUCCUUCAAACAUCGCGCCUACAAUAACUGAACAUGAAAAUCGGAUUAUCGAAACAUUAGUGACAGAAUUAACAACAUCAUCGGAUCAUCCACAUCCACCGGCGAGAUUACCCGCUAUGGAUCUUCCAAAUACCGUCCACAAGAUUAGAAAAGUGUUUUCGAAUACCGGAGACAUUUCCGUUUUAGAAUCGAUAUCGCCUUCCCUAAUGCCUAAACGGAAUCAAGCCUGUCUCAGUAGCCGACGAAGUACAAAUUUUUCCAGGAAAAGGCCACGUUUUAAACUCGGCUCAUAUGUUACGCAGACCGCUCAAUUAUCACCGAUACCAGAGUCUGAGUUCUCAAAACCGGCCACACCUAGAUCAGGUCCUGCUUUCGCCUUCCCGCCAUUACGCGAGUAAUUUUACCAACAGUAUCCGAGGAACAUUGUUAAGGUGCAUUUUUACGUGCCGCUGAAACUGAUCAUUUGAGUGACAAAAAUGAUCACGUGACGACUUUUGUCGCUAAACUAUUACAGCGACAGCUUGUGCACAUGAAAAAAGAUUGCAGCGAUAGUUGUGUUGUAGAAAGCAAUAAUGGUAGCUUCCAAAAGAAGAAAAUAUUAUAAUUGGAUAUCAAAUUGUAAUAAAAUAAUUCGACGAAAACGUCAAAUAUAAUUUGAAAAUGAUAUCGUUUUUAUUAUAUUACUAUUGACAUAUCAGAAACAAAAAAGACAUUAUUCAAAAAAAAAAAUUUUUAGGUUGCACCAUUUUUUCAAAAUCAUGUUCAAUAUGGAUUUUACAAAGCUAUUUUACCGAAUGUGAGAUUAGAAAGUACAAGAUUUCUGAAUUAUUUUCGUAUGUCAUCAACACAACUGGAAAAUUUACUACAUUUUUAUUUUAGUACAUACAAUUAAUACAGCACUGUCAGCAAUGUAUCAGCGUUUGACACAUCGUUUGAGCGAUAAUGCUUUGUAGUUGAAUCGAUCUAAACUACAAAAUUGUAGCUGCUGGAUUACGAGCGACAAAUCUGUUGCUUUAACUAUUUGUUCCAGCGGUGUGUGAAAAUGCACCUUUAUUCGAAAGUGUUUUGCCGUUUGUUAGAAAUAUAAAACUCGAAAUAGUACUAGUAAGAUACAUUUAAUAUAUGAAUCUUUAUCCAUCGAAGUAUUUUUCAUAACUUUACAUUUUUAAAUUUAAAUUCGAAACUAAUAAUCAUAUUCAUACUA